AUGACUCACAAGAACUUCGUAGAGUACACGAGCUUUAAAACUAGAGUCGGCAUCUACAUGGGAUUCUCCAAGCUGAAGUUUCCAUUGGUGUCCAUAUGCAACACCAAUCCGAUCAGACGAAGUCAGAUCAAUAAUACAGUGUCUUCAAAACUGCGAGACUUCCUUGCCCGACUCAAUUACACCCCAUCCUAUUAUAGCAAUGAUUACAUCUUCGAAUGGUUGGAUCUUUUCUGGGAUGGCAAUGAGACGCUUUAUGAGGACUACUACAUGUACGACAACGAUAUAGGCUUGGGAUCGAAUGUCAAAGCGGAUCCGCAAUAUCAGGCCAUGGAAGAGUUCAAGUCCCUAUAUGGGGGAGAAGACAGCAAUAACAAAGUUGCUCUUGGUCAUCAGCUUGAAGACAUGCUCAUUUCGUGUUCCUACGCCGGGUUGCAGUGCGGCAAAGAACAUUUUACGGUUUCACAGUCUAACAUGUUCGGAAAUUGUUUCUCCUUCAACAAUGACGUUAACAAUAUCCUGACGUCGCGACGCACUGGAAAUGACAACGGCCUAUCGUUAAUCCUCUACCUGGAGAAUGCGGAGUACAUUCCAGGCUUAACCAGUGGUUAUGGCGCCCGACUAGUGAUCGGCCAGCCGGGGCAAAUGGUACUAGCGGAGUAUAACGGGUUAUAUCUGUCUGCAGGGGCAGAAACAGAUGUAGGUCUGAGGCUGAUCAAUAUUACCCGUCAAGGAAAACCGUAUGGAGAUUGUGUCAGUGACUCCGAAAACAGGAGUGGCUUCAGCGGAUUUCCCUCAGACAAUAAAUACACCCGCCAGAAUUCUUUACAAGAGACAAUAUGUAAAGAAGCGUCACAGUCUGCCGACUGCAAUGAUCUCACUCGCUCGGAUAUGGCCGAAAAAAGGCGAAAUUUUAUGAAAGUGAACGUAUUUUACCUAGACAUGAAUUAUGAAGAGAUUAAGGAAGAGCCCAGUUACUCCUUCCCCAGCACAACACACCCAGAUUUUAUACACAAAGCCAUAGGCGUCUGUCUUAUAAUAUUAAUCCGUCUGUCUGGACACGUGGAGAGGCGACGAGACGCCGUCACGUUUUACAGCCGCACCCCCAGGACGUUGUAUAGCUGA
Messenger RNA from Liolophura sinensis, 1122 nucleotides. RefSeq names its product amiloride-sensitive sodium channel subunit gamma-2-like. The record is from RefSeq and is a predicted model, not a curated record. Gene Ontology annotation, biological process: sodium ion transmembrane transport. Lineage: Eukaryota; Metazoa; Mollusca; Polyplacophora; Chitonida; Chitonidae. The coding region runs from base 1 to 1122 and encodes 373 amino acids. The transcript is spliced from 9 exons. Gene Ontology annotation, molecular function: ligand-gated sodium channel activity. Gene Ontology annotation, cellular component: plasma membrane.